This is a messenger RNA of Aspergillus campestris IBT 28561, 2280 nucleotides long. RefSeq lists its product as uncharacterized. Gene Ontology annotation, biological process: DNA-templated transcription; positive regulation of transcription from RNA polymerase II promoter by galactose. Bases 1 to 2280 code for a protein of 759 amino acids. The transcript is spliced from 5 exons. Gene Ontology annotation, cellular component: nucleus. The record is from RefSeq and is a predicted model, not a curated record. Lineage: Eukaryota; Fungi; Ascomycota; Eurotiomycetes; Eurotiales; Aspergillaceae. Gene Ontology annotation, molecular function: zinc ion binding; RNA polymerase II cis-regulatory region sequence-specific DNA binding; DNA-binding transcription factor activity, RNA polymerase II-specific.
AUGCAGUCCGAGAAACGAAGAACCCCGGGCGGAAAUCGUCGACGCAAGGUAGCGUUGGCCUGCGAGCCGUGUCGGGUACGGAAGUCUCGCUGUGGUGGUGAAAAGCCGGUGUGUGCUGCCUGUGUGCACCGGGCACUCCCGAUAGACCAUUGUGUCUACAAGACGCAAAAUGCACGAUCCGCAAGCAGUGACGAAUAUGUGCGCAGCUUGCAUCAGCGGAUACGCGAGUUGGAGGCGAAUGCUCGGCGUCAGGAUUCACUGGUACCGGAGCAGUUGGGUGCUGCGGCCACAAACUAUAUACAUCAUCCACCCCAUCCGCAUGCCUUGGAGGAGCGUAAUACCCUCGCACUCAAUACCCCUGAGACGCAUCGUAUAGGGGAUUGCUGUCUAACGUCAUCGAGGGCGGAGGACACCCUCGAUUUGGGUCAACCACGCCGCCAGCCCGAUUCAUCCCACAGCCCACUUGAGUCGCCUAGUGGGAUCAGCGGGAUGGGUGCUUUCACCACGGUCCAUAAUACCCGCGAUCUCUCCAGCCAGAAUGCGGAGUACUUCGGAAGCUCGUCCACUGCAUCACUGAUGUGUCUUCUAACUCGGGACCCCAAGCAGCACCAGGGUCGGCGUGCGUGGGCAUCGCAGCGAAUCCCUCCACCAGACACCAGCGGGGAUUGUCGAGUCACGGGCGCUGACACAUCUCCUAUCCUCCCAGUAGAAGACUUCGUCCUCCCUCCUCGCGAGCUGGCGGAUCACCUGCUUCAUUGUUUCUGGGAAAGGGUAUACUGUCUCUACCCCUUCUUCGACCGCCGUAGCUUCCAGCAAGCCUAUGAGAAUCUAUGGAUUCCCAAAAACCAUCUCAAGCAUCAACUCACGCAUCUAAAUGUUGGUCUCGGAGACCAGUGGCACUCGGGGUCUAAUUCGAUUGUCUUCUCCUGCGCACUAAACACAAUCUUCGCCCUGGGGUGCCAUUUCUCGGAUAUCCCAUUGCAGGGACGCGAGGCCGUCACUCACGACUUCUCUCUGCGAGCAAAGCGUCAUAUUGGACUCUACCUCGUGGAUACCCAUUCGAUCGGUGUGGUCCAGACACUACUCAUCGUAGCUCUGCUUCUCCAAAGCGCCCCACAUCCCCAUCGGUGCUGGAACUCCAUAGGGAUAGCGUGCCGCCUGGCGCUCGGUCUAGGAUUGCAUGAAGAGCAUCUAGAGAGCUCCAAGGAUCCCCUCCAACAAGAGAUUCACCGGCGAACUUGGCAUGGCUGCGUUAUGAUGGACAUGACCGUCAGCAUGACCUACGGCCGGCCGAGCAUGACCGGUCACCUUGCCAAUGUACCACUACCUGGGAUGUUUGACCUCGAUCUGCGCCAGGAACCGACCGGCCCGUCGUUGAUUGCGUUUUAUAUUUGGACAAUCAAGCUCUACGCAAUCCUGGAGCGGAUUCUCUCCGACGUCUACAAAACGUGGCGGGGGCGGAAUAAUGACUGUCUCACCAAGACAGGACCCGGCAGUCUGGAUGUAAUUAUCCAGCUUGAGGAUCAGCUCCUGCAAUAUGAGCGCAGCAUUCCGUCAUUUCUGAGCUGGACUUGUCCGGGGGAAGCCUCCCACGAACCCAUUCUCUGCCGGCAGCGCAAUGUGCUUCAUUCCCGAUUCAUCUACCUCCGGCUUCUCCUCUACCGACCCAUAUUCACGCACCUCUGUUUCGACACCCCAAAUGACGAGCUUGGCUCCAACUCCCUUCAAUCAUUCAUCUUCUCCAAGUGCGCAACAGGCUGUAUCCAGGCUGCCGUCGAUUUAAUCUCCCUUGUCCACGAGACCUACAGGACAGAAUUAACAGAUACUUGGUGGUACAAUGGUUUCUACAUAUCCACCGCCGCCAUCGUCCUCACAAUGUCCCACCUGUGUCGCACCGCCCACGACGCCAAGAACCACACCAAAGACCUUGCAUGGCGAAAAGCAGAGCAAGUCCUGGAGUACAUGGCCUCGUUCAGCAUGUCUGGCCGAAACACCCUCGGCAUCCUCCGGUCUAUCCGGAAUCAAGUCCUCGCGAAUAGAGACGGGGGGCAGCAGCAGCAGCAGCAGCAGCAACCUGUGUCGCGAUCGAGCCGCGAUGCUUCUCCUGAAGCUGGCUUAGGCGUGGGCCACGACAGUGCUGGUGGUGAUAUGGGCGGAGAUGUGCCGGAGCCGGCGCAGUUCGGGCUCUGGGACGGGGGACUGCCGUCAGAUGAGUUGGGGUUCUUGGGGCCGUUUGAUCUGGGGGAUUUCCAGGGGUGGUUUCCGCAGAUGGCGUUGUAG